Python bivittatus (Burmese python) is the source of this 6549-nucleotide messenger RNA. RefSeq names its product tumor necrosis factor ligand superfamily member 10-like. The record is from RefSeq and is a predicted model, not a curated record. NCBI's taxonomy places the organism in Eukaryota, Metazoa, Chordata, Lepidosauria, Squamata, Pythonidae. Gene Ontology annotation, biological process: immune response. Gene Ontology annotation, cellular component: membrane. Gene Ontology annotation, molecular function: tumor necrosis factor receptor binding.
CUGGCGGGGUGGGGCGGGACGCCAGGUUACUCAGCUGCAGGAGGGGACGAAGCGCGGCAGAAGGCGGGUUCGGGCUUCGCUUCGUUCUGAGGAUUUCCGGGCAUCCGUGCUUGAGCAGCUUUUAGGGUUCGGACGUGCAAAACUUUGGGAUAGGAACCAGACUCCAGACCGGAUGUGUCUCGAACAGAUCCUGCCAGACCCACUUUGGCGUGUUUCAGUCGCUCAGUUCUGUCCAGAGAUGCUGUAGACCUUUCCUGAUUUUGGAGCACCUGAUUUGCCCAGGUGCUCCAGGCUAUGCUGAUUCUACCCUCUGAAGUAUGAGCUGGGUGACAUGGGGACUGAGGGGUGCAUAGGCUAGUGGAACAGACUGAAUAGCGGAGGAAUUACUCCUAUCCUCUUCAGUAGUUUUUACUAACAAGUUGGAAGGUGGGGCUGCUGAUCAAAUCUACGGCUGGCAUAGACUCCAGUGAGCUGCUAGGACCCUAGAAAUGAUCCUGAUAGGUUAGCCAAAGCCACAGAGUGAAAGCUCACAGAGAGAAGUGCAAAGUUCUUCCUCUAGGACACAACAAUCAAACACAGCAAGUAGGUGGGGGAACACCAGGCUCGGUAACAAGACUUGGGGAAAGUUCUUGGCACCGCAGUUGGCUGCCAACUGAAUGUGAGCCAGCAGGGUGACGUGGCUGUGAAGAAGAGGCAAAAGCGGUUGGACUGUAGUAACAGAAACAUAAUUUCCAAUUAUGUAAAGCAGUUGCUUCAUUUACUCUGCUUUGGUUGGAGCCCACCCCUUCCCCUUCCACGCUCAGCAGGGCAAUGAAGACAAUCAGGAGGGUGGAAAUGGAGGUCUGCGGAGAGGAGAGGAGGAGGAGCUGGGCCUGUUCCGCCUUGAAAAAUGAUGCCUGGGGGCGGGGCGGAGAUAUAAUAGUCCUCUUCGGAUACCUUAGAGAGGUCACAGGGAGAAGGUCAAGACCUGUUCUCUUUCUCUUUCAUCCCGGAGCGGGAGAGACAGAGAAACAACAGACGGAUGUCAGAAAAGAAUUCCUAAUGGUGUAAGAACCAUUUGGCUGGAACAACGAGCCAGAAGUGGUGGGUUCCCUUUGCUAGAUGUGCUCCUCCAGCCCAGCUGUUUGGGAUGCUUUAAGAUGGAUUCCUGCCCUGAGCAGGGGUUGGGCUCCGUGGCUACUGGCCCCCCCAAUCUAUUCUGUAACUCCAAGCUAAUCAGAGUGCAAGGGAGCGCUGACAAGCAUGGGCAGGCAGCUCCAGGGGCAAGGCAGAGGAUGGGUCAUGAACGAUCCCUUCCUUGGCUUGCACAGCCCCAGGAGUGAGUCCCUUCCACUGCCUCCAUGAUAUGCUUCUAGCCUGAUCCUGGGCUGUUGGAAGCAACAUGGGUGUAGGUUCCCCUGCAAAACUAAGAGAGACUUGGCCUAGUCCCUUAGCAACACAGAUCUACACCCUGGUCAAGAAGGCCCAACUGACAUGUGGGUGGAGAAGUGGUGGGGGGCUUCCCUGAGCUCCAUUAAGAGGGAGGGAGGGAGGGGGCAUGAGCUGCGUCUGCUCACUCCUCCACUGGUUGAUGCUGCAGCCUGCAGGCCCGACUGAGAUUUCCACUGCCGGGAGGAGCAGACCAGUUCUGUGUCUUGGCAGUGUGGAGGUGGGAGCCCGGGGGUGGGGGCAGCGAAAAUUGGAGCAGGGCUGAGGACUGUCCAUGGGGCAACCGGAGCAUUUGCUGCAGCCUCCUUGGGGGUUUUCUGGUCAGGCUUGGAGUGAUGAGAGCCACACACUCAGGGCCUCGCUUCCACGAGAUGCUCAGCUGGUAACAUCAGACAGCCUGAAUGUGGGGCCAUGGUUUUCAGAGGUGGCCACGUUGGGGCAAGCGGGAGGCCAGAAGCAAGUCUUCUCUUGAGCCAAUGAGCCAGCAGACGGCCACUGUAUUGGGACCUCUGGGUGUUGCUCCGACUCGGAGGGAAACUUUCAGUACAAUGAUUAACCUUGCUGGGAAAAGCAUUUCCUUGUCACUUCUUAGAAUCAGCCAUUAAAACUUUUACAGACCUUCCGAAUGAGAAAAUUGCUUCAACAGCAGCUGUGCUAGCGUCACAGGGCCUUUGUUCACAAGGUUUACGGCCAUCUGUCAGGCCUUUUCUGCCCAGCUCUUAAUCCCCACUAUCAAUCAGCUGGCAAGAGGUUUGCGUGCUUGUUUUGUGAUGAGGGAAGGAUGGGCGCGGCCAAGGUUUCCUGAAUUUAGCAACUUCGAGGCUCAGUUUGGGUUUCAUUUUCUCUUAAUUGCCAUUCCAAUUCUUUGAGACUGCACAGAACAUACAGGGAGCCUGCGCUGGUAGGAAAGCCUCUCUGAUGUGCUCCUCAUAAGGCCUGUGGAAAGCCUCCCACUUGGUCUAUGGCUGUUGGGCACUCCUAGCCUUGCUGGCCAGCCAAGGUGUUGCAGAUCAAGGGUGGCAUUCCCCCACCCUCUGCUAAGUGGAACCAGGAAGGGCAUUCAUGGUUUGCUGUGGCCUCAUGUACCUCGGUGCACUUGGGGGUUAAACACAAGCCCCGCAUCUGCUAAAGAGUUAGGAAGCAUCCUGCCAUGGGAAAAAGGGGUUCUCCUUCCCCCUGUGCCCCCCGUCACUUGGUGGGGAUAGGCUGCUGGGCCAGGCAGUCCUUACCUUUCUUUGGGGGAGCCCCCAGGGGCUCUGGGGUCCCCUUGAUUGCCUGUGGGGGUUCCUGCAGGAGCUCUGGCCCUAAGACAGUGUACUGACCUGGCAUCGCCAGAGCCCGGCAGCAGUUGUGCGCGCAGCCCGCUGGCUUGCACCGUGCUGUGUGUAGCUGUUCUGAUUCCUCAACACCUGACCCAGUUCCUGGUCUUCAAAGUGGGUGCCCAGCGUGCCAACUGGAGUGAGUCACCACUGGAGCAUUUGGGUUGGUGCUCACAGGCCUUGGCUGCCUUCCCCUCUGUCAGCUUGACCAAACCACCUUUUCCAUCUGCGGUGGGCUGGCAUCCCCAGUGGCCGGGGGGGAGUUCAUGGCAAGGGGAAGGAGGCUCGAGGCCCCCCAGGCCUCCUCUUCCCCCUGGGGGAAUGGCAGGGGCAGCUCUUGCUGCUUCCAGGACCACAACUCAAUACCAGCCCCGCUGAGCAAUGGUCUCUGCCAUAAACAUCAAUCCCUGCUCUCUGAGGGGCGCCUCACACCAAGGCUGGCAUCGCUCAGGUCUGAACGGGGUAUCUGGAGCUGCUCUCCCCGCCUGGCAGUUGCGACUGCCUCAGGCCCCUCCCCUGACCCUCCUCCUCCUCCUCCUCUCCAGCUCAAGGCUCAAGCGCAAGGCCACUCGGAGGAGCUGAGGUGCCUCCGGCUGCUCAACAGCCUGCAGGAACUCUCCGAGCUGGAGGACCUGAUGAGCAGCCAGCCGUGCUUCAAGCUGGCACUCAGCCUCAAGGAUUACGUUGCCACGGUUACCGAAAAUGUCAUCCGAAGGGGCACGGCAACGGCAAGGGCCUCCGAGAAGCAGAGGAACCCAAGCCGGCAGUUGGGCGGCAGGCAGCCGGGCAGCCGGCCCUUGGCGCAUCUCACUCUCAGGAGGCCGGGGCCUUCCCAGCCAGGAGGCCUGGGACCAGCAUUCUGGGACCUGCAGCAGUCCUGCCAGCACCCCAUCGCCCACUGGGCCACUGGGACCCUGCACACGCACCUUCAGAACCUCACCUACCAGGAUGGGCAGCUGCAGGUGAGCCAGGCAGGCAAGUACUACGUCUACACCCAGAUCUACUUCCGCUACCCCGCUGAGCAUGCCAGUGCCCGCUCCCUGAGCCACCAGCUGGUGCAGUGCAUCAAUCUCCAGAGGACUUACGGGCAGACCAUCCUCCUGCUGAAGGGCGUGGGCACCAAGUGCUGGACACAGGACGCGGCCUAUGGGCUCCAUGCCCUUUACCAGGGAGGCCUCUUUGACCUCAAAGCUGGCGACAGGCUCUUCGUGUCCGUCUCGUCGCUGGAUGUCAACUACGACGACGAGGCGGGCAGCUAUUUCGGAGCCUUCCGACUCGACGUGUGACGCUGGGGGACUGUUCCCCAUUGGCACUCAGACAGGGAACCCCGGCUUUGGGGCCUCACGGUCCCCCGGGCAGAACCACUGGGGGAUGCCUGUGCCGCAUAUCGCUGUUCCUUCUCCUGUUAGUGGUAGUGACCAAGCAGCCCUCAAAGACAAGGGGCAGGACCGGGGGGGUCUGCAGUCCUCCCGCUGGCAAAGUGAACGAGGCCUUCCGCAGACACAGGGAGGUUGCUGGAGCCCCUUCAGGAAAGCUCUUGGUUGCCGUGAGCCUCCGCUGCGCAUCCUGGGGAGCAGCAGGCGAAAGGGAAGAUGCCCCAUGGUAGCCAUGUCGCCAAAGCAGCCAGAAAGGCAAGGAAGCUGAGCUGGCCCCUGGCCUAUCUGCUUCUGAGCUCUCCUGAGCGUGCUCCAGCGCCUUCUGCUGCGGACCCCUCUUCUGGUUAGCGAUAGGCGACCAUCUUCCCUUCCUUCGCCUGCCCUUUCUUCCACCCCUUCCAGCUGAAGAACGUGGGACUCCUCUUCCAAGUGCCCACGGAGGACCCAGCCAGUUCCUAACUGAGAUGGAUUCCUCGUGUGCAGAGCUAACCACUCGUGCGCCUUACAAGCAAGCUGAGCUGCUCCCGUGGCAGGAGCAAGGCCACAAUACACAGCUUGCUGCUGGGGCAAGAAUGUAGGUCAGCGUGUCGUCUGAGCAAGCAAACCUGCCACGGAGACACAGGCCCGCACCUCCCCAGUGCCUCGUCUGUGCAAGUCUUCUCACUGCACUCGCGCUGGGUGUGACCCUGAAUGGCGUCUGGCAUUUGCACUCAGCACGCCCUAGCCGAAGUUGGCUGACCUGGAGCAACAAGUCCCUGUGCCCACUUGGCGAUGGGGGUGGCAGCCCAACCACACCUCCCGAGCCCUCUUGGGGGAAGACAGCUCUUCGGGCGCUUGGGUCCUUGGGCCACUUUGGUUAGGAAUCUGGCUUUUCUGCUUGUGUGCAAUUCAAUUUCAGCAGGAUUCCCCAGGCUGCAUUCACCCAACAUGAUUAGGGUUAUCUAGGCUAUUUUUUUGUGGCUUAGCAUUUUGCGUGACCCCUACUUGGUCAGCGUACGGUUCAGUGCACUGCAUGCACCUCGACCAGGGAUUAAUUUAAUAAUCAGAUGGUGUUGGGUGGAGGCUGCCAUUAGGACUACUGAAAGGUUGGGGAAGGGCGACCACCGCAAUGAGGUGCUCUGCCGCGCCCAGGGGCACAGCACAGGCAACCUCCUUGAUUUCUAACAGGCACCAGCCCUUGACUCUGUCCCCGGCCACAGGGCCUCUUCCGACUCCUCUCAAAGCCCAGCCCCGACUCCUUCACUCGGCCACAUGUCAUUGUAGUGUGCUGUGUGAACACGGCCCAUCUAGCCAGAAACUAGCACGACCUGAUCCAACCCCACCUGUCUGGGAAGCUGAGUCCACGUGGCUCUUCCGGUUUGGCGAAGGGCAGCUGAGCCUGAAGUCCACUGGGGCCUCUGGAGCCCCGCACUCGGCCAGGCCCUGGGUACUUCCUCCCUUUGCUCUCGCCCGCCUGCCCAAAUCUCCGCCCAGAGGAGGAAGACAUCAUCUCGCCCAAAAGCAGAAGGCAGGCCCCCGUGCAGCUGCUGCCCUUCCUCUGGACAGACCCAAGCCAGGUGGGUGCCCUGGGCCGGGCCGGGCCAAGCCAGCACAUUAUUCCUGCAGGCAGCAGACCGGGAGCAAGACGGGAGAAUCACGGCAGGAGAUUCCCCUAGUUGGCCCGCGAUCAUCCAGCCCCACUUGGGAAGGUGCAGAAAAACAAAUGCCAUAAAAGGAAAAUGAGCAGCCGAACUCUAUUCCCUUCUGCCUGCGUUCACACGGCUGGAGAACGUGCGAAGGGCUUUCUAGUCACAAAGCAGCAAGCCCAGAAUUCAUGGGUUUGGGACACCAAAUAUGGGCCACUUUGAGACCCAAUGAAUAGCUAAGGUCCAGAUCUUCAGCCACUUGUACUGGGGGGAGGGGGGAGGGAAGGCUGCAGCCAAAACUGACCUCCCCAACCCACAUACAGAUCCCCACUUCCUCCCUCCCGUCCGUGGGGUUAGGCAAGAGCGACCCCUAAAGAAGCAACCACUGCCAAUUCAGUUACAUCCUUUCUUUUACUCUGGAGUCGACUCUCCUCCCCAAUGCAGCUCCAAAACAAUUCUAUGAUAAGUCUCUCCUUCCCAAGAGAAGAUUAAUUUCCACAGAUUAUAUAGUGCAAUUGGUUAUCUUGUAGAAAAAAAUAAAACAUGAUUAUCGCUUGCUCCACAUGGAGAAAACUGAAGACAGCUCUGGAUUCUCAGUAAAAAGAGAAGCAAAACUCGAGGGUUCCAUCCAGCCAAGUUCUGUGGGGCGGAGGAAAACCUCCUGGCCCCUCUUAGGCUUCAGUUGAACAAUAUAGAGUCUGGAUCCUGGUUUGCCAUUUGUGCUAUGUGCUUUAAUACAUCCUUUUUGGUAAUAAUUCCUAGCAGCUUCCUGGAAAAAAAAAAGAUAAACACUUGACCUAA